AUGACUUCCAGUAAAUGCAAUGUGCCUGACGAUCACGAAGAGACCGAACCUACUGGAGAUAUAAACGACAUCGAGAAGCAAGAGAAAACACCCUAUAUUGUCUGGGAGGAUGUCAAUCAUCCCGGGAGGGGCCGUUUAGAUGGUAGAACCGUUCGCCGCCAAUCGCGCAGUAGAAGCCAAGGUUCUAUUUCGAGUGUUCGAAGUCGUACACACUCUGCAUCUGGCAUUCCUACCGAGUUCCGCACGCUUUCCAUCCAAGUGAGCGAGAGCAAAGCCAAAGCAAGAGAUCCGCCAUUGAAAAACGGCGAAGAUACCAAGAACGCGAACAGCGAUUACUUUGGACAACUCGACUACCACACACUGAGCCCACCCGAACACACGUGGCGGAAAAUCUUUUGGUAUGUGUUUGGAGGCUUCUGCUCCGUUCUAUGGAUUGGAGUCAUCAUCUUCUUCAUAUGCUGGAGGCCUUUGGGAGACCCUCACCCUGCAGCGUAUAACCUGGGCCUGGCCAUCUUAGUGCUCAUCGUCAUCCUCCUUCAAGCUUGCUUCUCGGCCUUCCAAGAUUGGUCAACGAAGCGAACGAUGCAAUCAAUCUUGGACUUACUUCCCUCAGAUGCGAUGGUCCUCCGUAACGGCUCAUUUAUCAAGGUUCCUUCUACUAAUAUAGUCGUCGGUGACAUUGUUCGUAUUUCCAUCGGCGACAAAGUACCUGCCGACAUGCGUUUGUUGACCACUUUGGGCGAUGUACGGUUCGAUCGUUCGAUGAUAACUGGAGAAGCCGAGGAAGUCGACAGUGCGCUUGAUUCUACGGACGAGAACUUCCUCGAGUCGCGCAACAUCUCCUUCAUGGGAACUAUGGUGGUCAAUGGCAGCGCUGUUGGCAUUGUUGUGUUGAUAGGAGAGAAUUCUGUCAUGGGUCGUAUCGCGCAGGCAACGUCUGGAGUCAAGGAAGAACCUACCCUUAUCCAACGCGAGAUUAGUCGAUUCGUCUAUAUUAUCGUAUGCUUGACGGUAUUCCUUGCGCUCUUAUUAUUAUUCGUUUGGGUCGGGUGGUUACGAAAAGACCACAAGGGCUUCCUCUCCGUCAUCGCCAUGCUCAACAAUGUCAUGGGUUGUGUCGCCUCAUUCAUUACCGAGGGUAUGCCCGUUGGCGUAGCGCUGACGCUCAUGAUGGUAGCGCGACGCAUGAAGAGUGCCAAUGUCUUGCCCAAAGGACUAUCUACAGUUGAGACUCUCGGAUGUGUCAACGUCAUAUGUUCCGACAAGACAGGCACUCUGACUGAGAACAAAAUGACUGUCACUUCAAUAGGAUUUGUGGACGAGCUGAAGUCUGCUGAUGACCUUGCGCCUAUGCUCGCUUCUGAAAGCUAUCCAGGGGCUUUGCAAGACCUCCAUAAGGCCGCCAUCUUGUGCAACGACGCCAUGUUUGAUCCAACAACUAUUCAAUUGCCCGUAAACGAAAGAGCCAUUCAAGGCAAUGCGACCGAUGGAGCUGUGUUACGCUUUGCUGAAGGGGCGAAACUGGGGCGUCCUCUCCACGAGACUUUCCCUCGCGUCUUUUCGAUCCCGUUCAACUCAAAGAACAAAUGGAUGCUCUCGGUACAUGAACAAGGGAAGAAAUGCAAAGAAUCGGAAAAGCCAGAAUUUUUAGUACUUGUCAAAGGCGCGCCCGAUGUGCUACUCCCAAAAUGCUCCUCUUGGCUGUCAUUCCAUACAAACACUGUCCAACCACUGGAUAGUGAAGCGUGUCACCUUCUAUCCCAGGCACAAGAGAAACUCUCGCGUAAUGCAGAACGUGUUAUCAUGCUCUGCCAGCGGCGAUAUGGGCCAGUUGCAUCCCUGCGCUCCAACGCCUUUUCGGACGAACUUACUGAGCAUGCUCUGACUGAUCUCACUAUCAUCGGCAUUUUGGGCAUCCUCGACCCCCCACACCCAGAAUCAGCUGAAACUGUUGCAACAUGUCGUAGAGCUGGUAUCAGAUUCUUCAUGGUUACAGGUGACUUUGGUCUCACGGGAGCUGCAAUCGCCCGGCGAAUCGGCAUCUUCUCUAGUGAUAGAGAACCGGACACAAUAGCGAAAAUCAUAGAUCACAAUGCUUCUAGAGGCACGCAACUUGGCGAUCUGAGCGACGCUGAUUGGGACGUGGUUUGUCAAUACGAGGAAAUUGUGUUCGGGCGCACAACACCUGAACAGAAACUGCGCAUUGUCAAUGAGCUCAAGCGACGUCAAAAUGUAGUCGCUGUGACUGGAGAAGGGGUUAACGAUGCCCCUGCCCUUCGUGCUAGCGAUGUAGGUAUCGCUAUUGUGUCCGGUUCUGAUGUUGCUCUGGAAGCCUCCGACUUGGUCCUGAUGGAUAAGUUCUCUUCAAUCAUCGAUGGUAUUCGUCUUGGGCGACUUGUAUUUCAGAACCUUCAGAAAGUUAUUGGAUACCUCCUGCCCGCAGGGUCCUGCUCUUUUCUCGUGAUUAUCAUUUGUGUUUUCACGGAUCUCUUCUGCUCGCUCUCCCUUAUUAUGGAACGUGAGGAGUUUGAUCUUCUCUCACUACGUACGCGACAUACCAAGCGCGAUCAUCUCAUCAACGUCAAGAUCUACAUACAGUCAUAUCUCUUCAUUGGAGUGAUGCAGACUAUCUGCGCGCAUUCCAUGUUCUUCCUUUAUUAUACAGACGGUUUCUAUGGGUACAGCAUGGACGAACUCAACCACUUCAACACCGUCGGGCAAUGCGUCUACUUUGUCACUCUUGUCAUUUUACAAUGGGUCAAUAUUCUAUCUAUCCGCAACAAGCACCUCAGCAUCCUACAGGCCGACCCGUUCCGCAAAGACAGGCGCAAUCCUUGGCUCGCUGCGGGUAUUCUUGUCAGCUUGUGCAUUGCUAUCUUUGUAACGGAAGUUGAAGGCAUACAGAAUCUGUUUGGUACUGCUUCGGUACCCAUGGAGUUCUGGCUCAUUCCAAUACCAUUGGCGCUCGGUAUUAUAGUCAUGGAUGAGAUGAGGAAGUUGGCUGUUAGGAUGUGGUCAAACGGGCCGAUUGCACGCAUCGCGUGGUAG
Messenger RNA from Bipolaris sorokiniana ND90Pr, 3048 nucleotides. RefSeq lists its product as uncharacterized. The transcript is spliced from 8 exons. Gene Ontology annotation, molecular function: P-type sodium:potassium-exchanging transporter activity; ATP hydrolysis activity; ATP binding. Gene Ontology annotation, cellular component: membrane. Gene Ontology annotation, biological process: intracellular sodium ion homeostasis; proton transmembrane transport; intracellular potassium ion homeostasis. The record is from RefSeq and is a predicted model, not a curated record. Lineage: Eukaryota; Fungi; Ascomycota; Dothideomycetes; Pleosporales; Pleosporaceae. The coding region runs from base 1 to 3048 and encodes 1015 amino acids.